AUGGACCCGGCCCCGGAGAUGAAGAGGAAUAGGUUCCCCAGCAUGAACUUUGAAGCAGAGAUUCUGACAACUCCACAUGAUAAUUCAGAGCUGUAUGUGAUCCCUUCCAUGAGAAGUCUGACGGCUGAGGAAUAUGUAGAAGCCUUUCAGUCAUUUUUGGACCAUUCAACAGAGCACCAGUGCAUGGACGAGUUCAACAAGGAAGAAUUGCCCAACAUCAUGGCUGGUCUCGGCAAUGGAAAAUCAACUAUAAACGUUCUGGGAGUUGGAAGCGGCACAGGUGAACAGGAUCUAAAAAUGAUCAGGAUACUGCAGGCUGCGCACCCGGGGGUCCUGAUUGACAACGAAAUCAUAGAGCCCAACCCACAGCACGUGGCAGCUUACAAAGAGUUGGUGAAUCAAGCUCCAGACCUGCAGAAAGUCUCUUUUCUUUGGCACCAGCUCACUUCCUCGGAGUACGAACAACAGGUGAAAGAGAAAGGCACACAUAAGAAAUUCGACUUCAUCCAUAUGAUCCAGAUGCUGUACCGUGUGGAAGAUAUUCACAGUACUCUCAAGUUUUUCCACAGCUGCCUCGACCAUCAUGGUAAACUCCUGAUCAUAAUUUUAUCAGACAGUAGUGGAUGGGCCAGCUUAUGGAAGAAGUACAGGCACUGCUUGCCUCCCCCCGACAGUGGCCACUACAUCACCUCCAGCAGCAUCACGGAUGUUUUAAAGAGACUGGGUGUUGAGUACCGCGUUUAUGAGUUCCCGUCGGGCUGGGAUAUCACCGAGUGCUUCAUCGAGGGGGACGCUGUUGGAGGCCACAUGAUGGAUUUCCUGACGGGGACAAAAGACUUCCUGGGCACGGCGCCCCCGGGGCUGCGGCAGCGGCUGCAGGAAGCUCUCUGCCAGCCCGAGUGCAGCAGCAAAAAGGAUGGGAGGAUCAUCUUCAGCAACAACCUGAGCAUGGUCGUGGUUGAAUCCUAG
Mesitornis unicolor (brown roatelo) is the source of this 969-nucleotide messenger RNA. Its product is annotated as histamine N-methyltransferase A-like. Bases 1 to 969 code for a protein of 322 amino acids. The transcript has 8 exons. NCBI's taxonomy places the organism in Eukaryota, Metazoa, Chordata, Aves, Mesitornithiformes, Mesitornithidae. Gene Ontology annotation, molecular function: N-methyltransferase activity. The record is from RefSeq and is a predicted model, not a curated record.